Molecule: messenger RNA, 2025 nt
Organism: Trichobilharzia regenti
Lineage: Eukaryota; Metazoa; Platyhelminthes; Trematoda; Strigeidida; Schistosomatidae
Source: the annotation of a GenBank genome assembly
AUGAAUGCUCUUAAUAAGUCGAUAAACAGUUUAGAAGAAGACCUUAAACUACUACGGACCUCAUACGAAUGUCAGAUAAAUCACUUAACUACUACUCUGAGCAUCCUAAUGGAUGAAAAAAGGGACUUAGAAGACGAGCUCCUGGCAAGGAAAGAAAAUGACAAUCAUUUCAUGGACAGGAUAUCCAUUGAGUCGUCUAAAAAUGCUAAGCUUCUUCUUGACAUAAGUGCUCUUAAAUCCGAGGUCAAUGAAAAAGCUAAAGAAAACGAAGCGUUAAAAAUGCGUCUGCAAGAGUUACAAAUGUCAAGUGGUGAUGAUGAGUUAACAAGACUAAAGCUUACGGAAGAGAUUGACUUACUUAAACAGAAGCUUUCAUUAUCAGAAGAUCUUCAUACUUCCACUGCUAAUCAGCUCCAAAGUGCUUUGCUGAAAUUAAACUCUCAGGAGAAGUUUGCUAAGGAGAUAACAACUUUACAAAGUCAGCUAUUGUUGGAGAGAAAAGAAAAUAAACUGCUCAAAACGAAAAGUUUGGAAAAUGAUCAUAAAAUGUUAAAUUUCCAACAACAAAUCGCUGAUCUCAAUUCCAAAGUUCAGAGUACUGAACAUCAAAGUGAACUUCUACGAAAUUCUCUCGACAGUUUAAGCAGAGAGAAUGGCCGUUUAAGAAGUAUUUAUGAGAAAAAGAUUCAAGAUUUAGAGGCUAUAAUCACUUCGAGUGCCUCAGAAGUUGAAUACGCUCAUAGUAAUGAAAACAACGUUUUGAAGGAAAUAACCAGGUUCAAGAGCAUUUUAGAACUGGAAGAAGAACGUCUCAAUCUUUUCAUGCCUGACAAAGAAGUUAUGACUAAUGAUGAACGAGACAUUAAAAGUGAGCGACCGAAAUGCCUGGAGACUGACACGAGUGAUUCGUAUGAAUUUUGUGAUGGUGAGAUAACUUCACGUUUAGAUUUUGCUCUGUCACCGAAAGUAACACUGUCAUCUUUGAUAGUAAAGUCAAACAAUGAAAUACAUGAAAAUUCAAAUAUCACAAAUAUUGAGUUACAAGAUGAGAACCUCAAUAAUAAUAAUAAUAAUAAUAACACUAAUAAUGAAACUAGAAUCGAUGAUGAAAAUGCUGUUGACAAGUUUUUUAUGUUAAGUGAACUGACAGAUAAAAGAAUGUCUAAAUCAUUGAAUUAUCAGCGUUCAACAUCACCUUUGUCGAAAUCACCAUCUAAUGCCAUUGGAUGUUUACAAAUCUGUGAAAUUGAUCCUAACGGGCGUUAUCUACUACUGUGGAAUUCAAGCACCAGUAAGGAGCUUGAUAUAGGAUUAUAUAAAGUAUGGCAAAAACAUGGUCAAGAAAAAAUCAAUGAGUUCACUUUCCCAUCGGAUACUCGAAUGUCACCGCGUACUGUAUUUACUCUCUGGUCGAAUAGUGCUCCAAUAACUUCAAGCAUGCAAAAUACACGAAGUGAAUUUCGAUGUCCAAAUGUUUGUAAAUGGAUGAACAGUUCAAAUUAUAUAACAAUUGUAUCAAAUUCUUACGAUGAAAUUUUAGCUUGGCUUGUUCCAUAUACUCGAUGUCUAACUAGUAGAAACGAUCGCGAUAAUUCUGUGAAAAAUCGUCUCUCAUUAGGAUUGAAUUAUACAUCAAAUGGUAAAAGAGACGCUUUAAUGCUUUCCAGACAAAAAUCUACCUCCUCCUCGGCAUCAUCGCCUAAUCAUUCAACAUCAGCAGAUACUGAAGAUCAGACAAAGUUGACUGGGAAUUCAUCACAGACUACAUUCUAUGAAUUGACUAAAAGAUAUUCCAAUGGCAGUAUCAAUAAUACACCAGUUACGCCAAAUAACAGUAACAAUAAUAAUAAUAAUAGUAGUAAUCACUUUAUGACCAGUCGAAGCAGUUCAAAAUCGAAAAAUCUCAUCUCAAUUGAUCCACCAAAACUGUUUCAAUCAUCUACAUUUUUAAGUGAUAAUAAUAAAAUAAAGAAUGGUUAUUCACAUUUCCCACAUUUCAAUUUCCUGCGUCAAUCAUCCCGCUAG